Molecule: messenger RNA, 5495 nt
Organism: Anopheles moucheti
Lineage: Eukaryota; Metazoa; Arthropoda; Insecta; Diptera; Culicidae
Gene: su(sable)
Product: protein suppressor of sable
Exons: 3
Coding region: 328-4116 (1262 amino acids)
Biological process (GO): negative regulation of DNA-templated transcription
Cellular component (GO): nucleus
Molecular function (GO): RNA binding; metal ion binding
Source: RefSeq, a predicted model, not a curated record
UUUACCGCAUCGGUUUUUAUGUAUGAUUCUCAACACUCACAGCACGUUCGAUAAAUGGCGCAGUAAUUGCUCGCCAAUUACUCGUUAGGGACUUUAUGACUGCGAUUGUGAUACGCGGGGAACAACUAUGCCAAUAAUUAAACACACAGUGCCAUAAUUCUUGUUAUCGUUAGAUGCUAUGAACACUUUAGUUGCCACCGAUCGUUUUGUCUGAUGUAUAUCCUUGCUUUGUCUUUAUCCUUUUCUCCCCAUUGUGAUAGGUUUUGAAGGAUCACUUGAUCGCAGGAAGAUCGCUUGAAAAUUCUAAUCUAAAAGGUCUGCCACAGAAUGAGCGAUCCAGAAGAUUUGGAGGACGGUGAGAUCGAAGAUGACGAUGAUGAUGAGGUGGUGCAGCCGGAAGAUCCACCGCUAGUUCCACCGACUCCAGAUGAUUACUUGGAGUACGAGCCGAAACCAGACGCUCAGCACGCAAACAGUGAUGGUGAAGGUAAACCAUCCCCGGCCAACAAUCGCGAAAACACGAACCACUCGACGAACAAAGGCCAACGCUCUUCCAAAAAGCCCGCACUCGUGGUGGAUGAUUUUGCGAUAAACAUUGAGAAUGCCAUUGCCAAUGCGCUCAAAAAGGAUGGCGUACUGCCUCCGAUGCCACUGUCGGUGCACCACGCGAAUGAGGCGGAAGGUGACGUACCUUCGGGAUCCUCCUCCAGCCGGAAAUCGAAGAAGCGCAAGAAACCUAACAGGAGUGGGGACGGGCAGCACAGCAGCAAGCAGCAGCGACUGAGCGGAGAACCGGAUGACGAUGGGGAGAUGGAUUUGGAGUAUGAAAUGAUGAAUGUGCGCGGUAGCAGCCCGCAGCACCUGAUGGGCCGGGAUUCGGGACGGUCCGAUUCGGAGGCGGAUGAAACUCACUAUUCGUCCGAUGAUUCGGCGAUGCGUGAUGGACACUAUCGGGGGAGUAGAAGGGACCGCGAACAGCGGGAACGUGAUCGAGAGCGUGAGCGCGAUCGGGAGCGGGAACGGGAGCGGGACUAUAACCGUAAGAAGCGGAAACAAUCACGCCAGCGAAGCAAUAACAGCAAACCAAACCGGGAUGGCCGGAAACGGAAACGGGAUGAUUCGGAUGACGAAAAGCAUAGACCGACGGGACCGCGCAAGAUGGAGCUAUGUAAAUUUUACCUAAUGGACUGCUGUGCGAAGCGGGAAAAGUGUCUGUACAUGCACAAAGACUUCCCCUGCAAGUACUACUACCUGGGCAUGAAGUGUAAGGAGAAGGACAAGUGUCUGUUCAGCCACGGUGAGCCACUCUCAGACGAUUUGCGAGCCAUACUGCUGAAGCAUCUCGAAACGGCACCGCAGGAGAUUCUUGGCACCUUUCAGCGCAUUAGUCGCGAUAGUGCAAUCAACAUGCUGGGCGCCACCCACCGCAAACUGCAAGAGCGGUACGGCGUUAAGCCAGACCCUUUGCCGGGCGGUGGCAAAAUUCCUUCACUGCUGGACGUGGUUACGGCGCAUCCGCCCAACAGCAACAGCAUGCUCAGUCCAAAGCAUUCCCGCAAGUCCCGGUGGUGUGAGCAGCAGCGUCUGGACGAUGGUGGCCGAUCGAGCGACGGCGAACCGUCGUGUGAGGGUGGAGGCGAUAUGAACAUGCAGCUGGCCGGUGUCAUCACACCGGCCCAGAUAAGCGAUCUCGAGCAGAUGGGCAUUAGGACGCUGGACGAGAUCAGCCAGCUGACGGUGGCGCAACUGAACGAACUGGGGCUUAGCAUUACGCAAAUACAUGACCUGCAAGUGAGGGCUCUGAAUGCGCAGAGACAUUCCGCCUCUGCAGCGGCGAGCCACGAACGAAGCCGCCCUCUGACGGAAACGGCGAAAGAUCUCGACAUGCGUACGCUACCGGGCGCGGAGGAAUCAAACGCACACGAUAGCACCAAAAAAGACGUUGACAUGCGAGUGCUUCCAUUGGCUGAACCGGGUAAAUUGAACAGCACCAUCCACGAUGAGACGUUAUCGGGUGGGAGUGCGCUUCUUAAGCCACCCACGGUGGAUUAUUCGCAGUACAUCAAGGAUUCGAAUUUGGACGAGGAAGAUCUCGAUGCGGUAGCAGCCAAUUCGAAUUCUUUACUGAAUGUUCCCGAGGUGGAGGACGACGAGGAUGACGACGAUGAGAAUCAUCUGAAGAUUAACAUCGAUGAGGAGGAGGAGGAAGAGGACAGGAAAGAAUCCGAUGAGAAUGAUCCGCCGGCGGGAGAGAAGCACCAAGGAGCAACGGGAAGUAUGGAGGAAGAUCGGGAAGAAACGAUGCUUCUACCACCGCUCAUACCGCCCAAAAUCGACUAUGCCCAAGGGCUUGGAGACAUACUGAAGUACAGCAGCAGUACGGUGGAUAAAACUCUUCACCUGCAGAACAGCAAUGAAUCGCCACGAUCACACCGAUCCCCAUCGCCAGCGGUUAAGGAUGAACAGUCUGGAACGCUACCGGGCCUUUCUUCGGACGUUUGGACACCAUCCAUGGCAGACUCGCAGAACAGCAGUUCGGUCUACAGUGCACCGGCGCAACCAAAACCACCAUCGGCAAAAUCAAACGCCACGGCCAAGCAGCGAACCACCGGUUCGUCGAUUUAUGACUGGUACGACUCGGAUAAUGCGUCAUCAGACGGUGGCCGAAGCUCGCCAAUGGCAACACCCUUCCGGUACGGUUCGGAUAAACUGCUUCCGCUAAACAUUGCGGAGGAUGAUCCUUACUCUAUCGCCGGAAGCGGCACUAUUGGACGCGAAGCAUCGAGUGAGCUAGGGUUCCCGUUCAAGUCGAUGAUGGCCAACUAUGUGCCGGCCACAGAAAUAGAUGGUUCGAUUGGGUCACACGCACCAAUCCACUAUAAGGUGUAUGUGGUUGAUGUGCCGAAACCCAACUACGGUACACUACGCCGUUCGAUGGCACGGCCGGUCGGUACGAAAGAUCCCCGACUGCGGAGACUGUUCGGGUUGCAGAGUGACGACGAUGACGAUAGGGACGAUACCAGCGACGGUAUUAAAUCUCCCGAUCCGAACCCUAACACAUCACCCCUGCACAGCAGCACUGCUUCCCUCCCGAUCGCGAACAAACCCCCCGUGAUUAGCACCGGUCCGCGGUUAGAUCCACGCAAACGGCACGCGGAAAAGCAACAGCAAGAAGCGGCAGCAGCAGCCCAACAACAGUCAGCCGGUGGUCCGUUUGGUGCGAUGAAGAGUAGUGCGGCCGCCAGCAACUCCAUGCCACAGAUCGAUGUACAAGCGAUCCUGCAAAAGUCGGCCUGGUAUAAAGAUCUCGGCUCCCAGCACAAGAUCAUGGUCAACCAGCAGCUGGCGAUUCUGUCGACGGAGAUGAAGAAAUUCCACAACUCGGAACGGUCGACCGCACAGCUCAGCGAGUUUAUGAAGUUUCUCAGCACGAACAACAUGCUGCAACAGAUUCUCACCUACCUGAACGUAUACGUCGACGAUUCCGUCACCUUCUGUGAGGUGCAGGCCGUACCGAACCAUCUGCCACCACCGGCGCUGCCCAUGUCGACGAACAUUCCACCACCCUCCAUUGGUGGACCGAUGCCAUCGAUGCAGCUACCGAUUCCGCUGCACGUACCGCCACCGAUCGGUGUGCUGCCCGGGUCGAUGUCCAUACCGCCACCCCACCAACCCAACAUGCCACCGAUGUUUCUCGGCCCCAAAGGUGGCCCCUUCGGUGGACCGCAGGAACCGCAGUCGGGGCCACCGCCGACGGGCAUGAUGCGGCCGGGGCUGCUGGGCGUUUCACCAAACAUGCCGUUCGAGCAGUUCCUGGCGAUGGGGAAUGUGAACAAAAAUGAUGGGCCCGGCAACAAUGGACCGUUGCCACCGUGGGUCCAGGGCAAUGGGAAUAACAUGCGAAACAUGCGCAACAACAAUCGCAUCGGACACAACUUCCGCAACAACAACGAUCGAUGGAAUAACAAUGGGGGCGGCGGUGGCGGCGGUGGUCCACCGAUGGUCGGUAACAAUGGCAACAACGCUGGCGGCGGACAGGGUAAUAUCAAUAAUAUGAACCGUCGCAACAAUGGCAACAACAACAUCAACAACCGCCGUAUGGAUCGUAAAAAGUAGAUCACUUCCAAAAACAGAAGCAAGCAAAAAGAGAUUAACAACAAACAGCUGUCGCUGAGAAGCAAUAGGAGAAUUUGGUUCUUAUUACUAAUACUAUUACUACUACUUCUACUGCUACUAAUACUAUUACGCUUUGCCCAGUGUGCGUGUUGGGAUGUAAAGAAUGAAUGAUAUGAAUAGUAAUUGUGGCAGGAGCGCACCCAACGUCAUGUGUGUGUGUGCUCCUUAUUGUUGGAUAUCCAUUUGGACACUCAAAACUAGCAAAAUAACCCCUCCCUUGCAUUGUACCGAGGCGCAGGGCAAACAUCGUAGAAACAUCGUAAAAAUGGAACGAUGGAUAAAGAGAUUUACUAAAAGGGAAAUGCCUAGAGGUUAAAGUAGAGCAGUAGAGUAAAGGGAACUCACACAAUCAGUUCCUGUGACGACGUCGUAGAAUUCUUUUUUUCCCGCUUAAGAGAAAUAAAUUAUAUCAUUAUUGUACAUCACAUCACCCGUAUAUAUUUAAAUCCCUCCCCCGGGGCUAUGCGGUGUGGGGAGGUUCAUGAUUUAGGUCAGCUCAGUGGAAGGAGAGCUGUCGAUAGUUUAGGGCUUGAUUAAAUGCACGAUUAGAAAACCUUCCUAAGAACUUGUUUGUGUAAGUUAGCAAGAAGGCACGGUAUGUGGAAAUGAUAUUGUAAACUUAAAAUUUGUGUUUUCCUACAAUGUACAUAUGAAGACAUUUCAACCAUGCGCGCUCCCCGCUUGUCUACUAUAAACCACCAUAUUUAUAUGCAUCGUUUUGUGUAACCGAUUCAUUUGUCUACUUUGAAUAGAAACCUUUUGUUUGUUUCCUUAACUUCCUGGAAAUACGGUUCCAUUUCUGACUUUCUUUAUAAAAUUUAAUUAUUGAUUCAACUGAAACGUAUUGUUGAUUGUUAAAGCGUCUUGCAUGAGGAAGAAGACACCUUACAUUCCGAUUUUGAUAAAUUAAGCCAACUUCCCCUUGGACUUCCAAUUCAAUGCUACCGUGAAGGUCGUUAACAAAACAGAUUAAAACAGUUGCGACGAUCAGGUUGUUAAAACCCAGCUAAGCGAAACCAUUCAAGUUGAAACAUGAGUAACAGAUAGUGGAUUUCAUGACGGUCAGACUAACAUGACCCCCGCUAGACCAAGUGCGUGGAGAAGUUUUGCUGAUAAACACAUUUUGUUUCGCUACAGCUGCAGCAAAAAAUAAACAGUCGAAUUUAUAACGUCAAGUGGUUGUCGUUAGUCUAGUCAGGGGAGGGAGCGUAGAAUUUGAAAUUUGUUAACUAUUACUUAGAACAAUUACAGAUUAAACAAUUUAGUUUAAGCGAUGCGCUGUACAGAUGCUAAAUAGAAUAUAAUAAACGAUGAUGAUU